Messenger RNA from Didymosphaeria variabile, 3294 nucleotides. RefSeq lists its product as uncharacterized. Bases 1 to 3294 code for a protein of 1097 amino acids. Lineage: Eukaryota; Fungi; Ascomycota; Dothideomycetes; Pleosporales; Didymosphaeriaceae. Gene Ontology annotation, molecular function: protein binding. The record is from RefSeq and is a predicted model, not a curated record. The transcript has 2 exons.
AUGUUCAUGCCGAAAAAACCACUUUCCCUCACCCUGGCUAAAAGACUCAUGGACGGAGGCAUACUAGUCGUCCUCCGAAAGCUGUUCGAGUACAUGCCUGAUCUCGACAUUAGUUUCAAACGCAAGCCAGUAUUCAUGACUGUCGCUGAAUACCAUACGAUCGAUGUCGGUAGUGUUUUUUCUGACACGUUGAGAGUGGCUGCUGUAGCAGGUAACCUAGCGACUGUACAGUUGCUCAUCAAACAUGGAGUCUCGCUGGAUCUGAACUUGUGCGGGGAAAGCGCACUCGAUGGGGCCGCGCGCUUGAACCAGCUUCCCGUUCUGAAGGCACUAUUGAAGGCAGGAGCCAAGCCGACAGUCGAAGGAGUCAUUCACGGUGGCAGCGUCAACGCUCUGAGAUUGAUUCUUGACAAAAGUGCCGUUGCCAUUGAAGACUCCGCUCUUGAACAAGCUGUGAAAGUAGGCAACGAAGACUUUGUUGAAGCAAUCCUCGAACGGACCGGAAGCUCGAUUGAGAAUUCCAACGCGUUGUCAUAUGCCUGCGACAUCGGCAAUCUGUAUCUGAUCGAUAAACUUCUACAGGCAGGGUCACCAGUCAACCAUCUGGUUGAAGCUGAAGUAUAUCCGAGACGUAAACGUUCGCCUUUGUUGAUAGCUGUCAAGCGGGGACACGAACGCACAGUCAGAAAGCUACUGGAGAAUGGCGCAGACCCUAACCUGAAGACUGACGAUGACCUCACAUUCCCGUUGAUAGCAGCUACUCACGAAGGGUGUCUCGAAAUUGUCCAGCUGCUUCUCCAGCAUGGUGCUGACGUAAAUUGUGAAAUGGCGAAACAAUCGAGCAUCCACCAGCGCUGGGCAGAGCCGAGAGGUAUGUCUCUCAACUUUGACCAAGACUAUCUGGACGAUGACGAGUCAGAACGGGAACAUGAGAUCGAGGGUUCUAUUGAUGAUGAAGUCGCCUCGCAUGCGUCUCAACAAGAUUCGUUUCACACCAAGCUCUCGUAUGUUUUAGAGUUGUUGAGCCUCUCUAUCCCUUCGCGAAGUCUCUCAAUGACAGACGGGAUUCCAUCAACACCUCUCCAACUGGCGUGUGAAUAUGGGGCCUCUGAUAUAGCUAGAGAACUGAUCGCACAUGGCGCAUUGGUUGUCGAUGAGGCUAACACGAAACCUCAAAACCUUUUCUCCGGCUGUUUUAUCGGCGAUUGGUCAACCUCCAUGAGAGAGGUCUUGCAGAUGUUGUGCGAGUACGCCCUGCAUUUGCCUCAGUGGGACGACAUCGGACUCGCCUCAUUCGCAAAAGCUGCAAUCGCGAGAUGCUCAGAAGGAUUCGAACUUCUGGCAAGUUACUUCCCUCCAAGUCCGAUUUUGUUGUCUUUCGCUUGCAUGUGUGGCUCGACUUGUACAGCUCGAACUUGUGUGGAACAAGGAAUCCUAAUUGACACUCUAUUGCCCCAUGGUCUUGCGCCGCUUCACCUUGCGGCUUUAUUUCUGCAAGAUGAUCUGGUCGCUGCCCUACUCAAGGAUGGUGCGGACCCUAACCUCCCCGAUGCUCUUGGACAAACGCCACUUACCCGUGCUAUUUCGGGCCUUCAAAAACUGCUUCAAGUUGGUGAAGAUGAAGUAGAGGAUCUGAUACCUUUGCAUAUUAUCUCUUUCGAGCGAGUCGUACAAUUGCUUCUAGACAGUGGUACUGAUGUCGAUAGUGGCAGCACAGUUGAAGACAAAGCUCUCCACCUAGUAUGCUCCAUGGGCCACGUACCUGUAGCUCGUUCGCUCAUCGAGAAGUCCAAAGAGAUUGACCAGUGGGCGGGAGGCCAUGGAACACCCCUUUUUGCUGCUCUGGACGGGGAUCGACCAAGCAUUAUUGAGAUCCUGCUCGAGCAUGGUGCCGACCCUAACCAGACACGAGAGCUCGACUCGAGCGAUCCGCGUGGUCGUUUCAAGCAUCUUCACAAGAGCAGUGCAAACUCACAUCGGGGACCAGUUGCGCAGACUGCCGUAGAAGCGGCCCUUGGGAAAGAGUCGCCCUUACUUCUUCGGACUUUCUUGUCUCUUGCUCCGGACUUGGAUGUUUCCGAUCUACUCAUGACGGCAUUGAAAGCUAGUUUCAGACGACCGGGAUCGUUGCCGCCAUAUAGUGACCAGACAGGACGUUCACCUUCGGAGAAAUCAGAUUUCGAACUAGUCUUGAACGCUCGCAAGGACUUGUAUGUGUCUGAGAAAGUUAUGGAACGCCUGUUGGAACUUGGUAACGGUGUGCAAUCCGAGCUGCUCAAAUAUGCGCUUAGCCGCCGCGAACGAGGUAUGCCAGCCCAACUGAUCGGACGAGCGACGUCCCGUCUACGGAAUUAUUCCAAUUCUUCAUACGAAAGCUGGAGACGCACCGAUUCGGAAGAAUUCAGUGAUUAUGAUGAUAGCGAUCAAGGGUUUGCGAAAGACGCCAAUUCAACUUGGUAUAGUGGGAACGAAGACAGCGAUCGACAUUCAGAGAAGGAUAACGAUCAAGGGCAUGUAGGAGAAGGCGAAUCAUUCACCACUCACCAUGGCAGCAGCAAACUGGAUGCUGUUUUGACAAGGGGUGACCUGUUCGCAGAGAGGAGGCUAUUUUAUGAUAUCAAAGAUGCUGAACUGGAGAACAGUAACGUUGAUCACGCUCUUAUACUGGCUUCUGAGACAGAUCGUGAGCCAUUGGCCAGGCUUUUGCUCGAGAAAGGCGCAUCGGCAUCUCGCAGUAUCAAUGGACGAAACGCAUUGUCCGCAGCGUCUUACGCCGGCUCAAUCUCGGUUCUAAAGCUUCUCCUGAAUGCUCCCGGCUUUCAUAUCGAACUCACUGAUCAAUACGGACGUACGCCGUUGUGGUGGGCCGCAGCGGGUGGCAACGUCCAAAUCAUCAGGCUGUUGCUGAACCAAUGCCAAAGCAAUCCAUCCAAAGCAGAUUGGCUUGACCGAUCUCCAGCUAUGAUAGCUGCUAUGAAGGGUAAUUAUUCCGCAAUGGAUUUGCUAUUGAGUAAGGUCUUUAAGAGAACAGAUCUAGAGUAUGAUGCCACUCUCGGAGCUUUCGCAAUCAACGGUCGACAGCCAUGGUUAUCUUGCGAUAUCUGCACGGCACCGAUCCAGUUGUCACACCAUCACUAUCACUGUAAUACCUGUUCUGGGGGAGACUGGGACAUGUGCAAAGAGUGCAAAGAAGGCGGGGCGUCGUGUCAUGACCUUUCACAUGAGUUGGUUGAACGUGUGAUGAGGGACGGUGCCUGGGUUGAACACAAGGGUGAGAGAUUGCCUUUUUUGUAG